AUGGCUUCCUAUGAAGCCUUAUACGGUAGAAGAUGUCGGACGCCAGUAUGCUGGGAAGAAGUAGGGGAUAGAGAACUAAUUGGACUAGAACUGGUACAGAUUACCUCUAAAAAGAUAAAGAUCAUAAGCAAUAGAAUGAAAGCAGCUCAGGAAAGGCAAAAGAGUUAUGCGAAUAAUAGGAGAAGACUCCUAGAGUUUGAAAUUGGUGACAAAGUAUUUUUAAAAGUCACCCCAUGGAAACAAGUAUUAAGAUUCGGCAUGAAAGGAAAAUUGGCGCCGAGGUAUGUUGGGUCUUUUGAGGUCACCAAAAGGAUUGAGCCUGUAGCUUAUAGAUUGGCUUUACCUCUAUAUCUGGCCAAAAUCCAUGAUGUGUUUCAUGUCUCUCUAUUAAGAAAGGCUGAAGUGGAUACAUCUCAAGUCUUGCCUCAAAUUCCUCUAGAAAUUGAUGAGAAUUUAACAUUGGAAAUAAAGCCAGUGAAAGUCUUAGAUUACAAUGUGAAGGAAUUGAGAAAUAAGAAGAUUCCAAUUAUCAAGAUAUUGUGGAGGAAUUCCCAAAUCGAAGAG
Messenger RNA from Populus euphratica (Euphrates poplar), 564 nucleotides. RefSeq lists its product as uncharacterized. The record is from RefSeq and is a predicted model, not a curated record. The transcript has a single exon. NCBI's taxonomy places the organism in Eukaryota, Viridiplantae, Streptophyta, Magnoliopsida, Malpighiales, Salicaceae. The annotation marks the transcript as partial.